AUGGCUGCCACGGUGCUUGGAAAGCGUUCUCGACGAGCUCUGGAUGAACAAGAGGCCUCGGAUACACUUCCCAUCACCAAGAGACGAACGCGACGCUCUGCACCCGAGAUAUACCAAGAUGCAGCUGAGAAGAAUGAAUUGGGGAAACCGAAUACCCGUCCUGUUGGAGCUCGUAACGGACGAAGGAAUGAUACUGUACAAGACAGUCCGGUAAAGAACCAAACGAGCACAACCAAAGCCAUUGGAGAUUUCAACCUUGCUUCGGACGAAAAUCUACCGCCCUCGAUUCUGUCGACUCCCACCACUGUCCGCUUCAAGGAUGUUCUUGCUUUAUCCGCUCCCAGCACACCCAAACACCGUGUACGACUUGCUGGUAGACUCCUCACCCCUCAGUCGUCACGUUCAUCCACUCCAGCAAGAUCGCAAAAUGUAUAUUCGCGUGCACGACAGUUAUUCACUCAAGCUGGCAAUGGAAAGAUUGUCGGGCGGGAGGGUGAACGGCGCCAGUUGACCAUGUUCAUUUCCAAGGCGAUCGAAACUCGAAUCGGAGGCUGCACAUACGUUAGUGGACCGCCUGGCACCGGCAAGAGUGCCUUGGUCCAGGAGAUCAUGCAAGACUUUCAAGGGGAGCCCGUCACGACCACCACGAUCAAUUGCGUGUCUUUGAAGUCUUCGGCCGAAGUCCUCGCCCGUCUGAGCGAAACCUUUUGUCCUGGCAAGGGCAGCUCAAAGUCAUCCAAAGCCAACCUGGCGAAAUUGUUCACGACCAAAAGAGUCAACCCGGAAAUGCAUCUUGUUUUGCUCGAUGAAAUCGACACACUCCUUGGAGGGGACUGCGAGGUGUUGUACAGCAUCUUCGAAUGGGCCAUGCAUCCGUCGUCCAGUCUCAUCUUGAUUGGAAUCGCCAAUGCUCUGGAUCUGACUGAUCGCUUCCUGCCCCGUCUGAAGUUGAGGAAUAUCAAGCCGCAACUGCUACCGUUCCUUCCAUAUUCGGCUCAACAGAUCUCUGCCAUCAUCUCAAACAAGCUACGAACUCUCAUGACUGAUGAUACCCCGGCCGGCGCUGAGUUUGUCCCUCUGAUGCAUCCGGCCGCGAUUCAGUUGGCAGGCAAAAAAAUAUCUUCCCAGACGGGAGAUCUCCGAAAGGCCUUUAGUCUGGUUCGUCGCGCGCUCGACCAGGUUGAGCAAGAAACGCUCUUGAAGAUGAGCCAAGAGCAGAGUGUAACUCCCACCAAACUACCACUCCAAGAAAUCUCCAACGUGUCCCCUGGUCAGGCUGUCCCAUCUCCUGUCAGGAUAGACCAUCGGUCAGUGCUCAAUCGUCUUACCUGGGAGACAGCGCCUAGAGCGUCCAUUGCACAUGUGGCCAAGAUCGCAGCGACCAUUUUCAACACCGGUACACUCUCUCGCUUGGGCGGCUUGAAUCUCCAGCAAAAAGCAGUGCUGUGUUCAUUGGUGGCUUCGGAAGCCCGCCAGCACCGUCGCGAUCCUUACACCACACCGUCCAAGUCAGGAUCCAGGCUACCUACGAUAAAGAACUUGUUUGAAAAGUAUGCUCAACUGUGUAAGCGCGAUGACGGACUGUUGCAGCCGCUCAAAAACACCGAGUUUCGAGACGUAGUCGCCAGCCUCGAAACCUUGGGGUUGGUGCAAGAGGCGUCCGGGCGCACAUCGGGCUUGCUGACACCUACAAACACGCCGUCCCGAAGCGGACGAGCGACAGACGACAAGCAGGUGGUAAGCGCCGUGUCUGAAAGAGAGAUGCGAGACAGCCUGACGGGGCCGGGCUCUGAUUUGUUGUUGAGGCUACUACUUGAGGAAUAA
Messenger RNA from Fonsecaea multimorphosa CBS 102226, 1824 nucleotides. RefSeq lists its product as uncharacterized. Gene Ontology annotation, cellular component: nucleus. Lineage: Eukaryota; Fungi; Ascomycota; Eurotiomycetes; Chaetothyriales; Herpotrichiellaceae. The transcript has 2 exons. Gene Ontology annotation, biological process: cell division; DNA replication initiation; mitotic DNA replication checkpoint signaling. The record is from RefSeq and is a predicted model, not a curated record. Gene Ontology annotation, molecular function: ATP binding; ATP hydrolysis activity; DNA replication origin binding. The coding region runs from base 1 to 1824 and encodes 607 amino acids.